Molecule: messenger RNA, 1689 nt
Organism: Closterium sp. NIES-65
Lineage: Eukaryota; Viridiplantae; Streptophyta; Zygnematophyceae; Desmidiales; Closteriaceae
Source: the annotation of a GenBank genome assembly
AUGCCUGACGGCCAUCCACCAUCCCCGCCUCUCUCACUGCCACUACAAUCUACCCCCCUCACCCAGGCACUGCAAACCGUCAUUGGCAGCACGCCUGCGCGGCCGUCGCGCCUGCUGCCCGUCUCGUGGGCGCGCACCGUGCCCGAGGGCCAUCUGGUGGAGCAGGCGCUGGCGCUGCUGCUGUGGGGCCCGCAGCGCCUGCCCGCCCUGCGCACCGGCAAGUGGUCCGCCAAGCGCCUUGCGCUGCUGCUGAAAGGAGGACAGCGAGCGGAGGAGCGUGCAGGGAGGAGGGGGGGGACGUUGAUGUCACCCAGAGAGCUGUUCCUGAUGAGUAAGGGCGGGCAGGGGAGCGGGUUGGGGAAGGGCGGUGAGGAGGAGGAAGAGGAGCGGAGCGGCAGGGGGGAUGCGUGGAGUGGCGCUGCUGGGGGGCUCAGACCUCUGGGGCGGUCGGCUUCCUGGAAGCUUCAGUCGUCAGUGUCGUUUUGGAAAGGGAGGGAGGGGGCCGGGUCGAUGGCAAGUGCUGUAUCAGUGGGAGAAGAGGAGGAGGAUGAGGACGAGGAGGAAGAGAGGGGGUUUGGAGAUCGGAUUCAGAUGAAACUGGAGAAGGCUGUGCAAGUGGCAAGGGGCAACGUGAGGGGCAACGUGAGGGGCAACGUGAGGGGCGAGCAUCUGCUGCGGCCGGUGUACAGCGGGGUGCGGGCGGCGGUGGACAUCAUUCAGUGGAAGGAGCCACUCGCCACCAUCCUCGCCGCCAUGCUCUGCCUCUUCCUCGUCAACGGGCAAGCCCCUCCCCGCCUCAAUACGUUUAGGCAAUGCCCCUUGCCCCAAUUCUCCGUUUUCCUGCCCCUGCCUCUCCUGUCCGUCUUCUCGAUUGCCGUGCUUCCCUCCAGGGGAUACUUCUGGCUGCUACCAGCGCUGCUGCUGCUGCUGCUCGCCGCCAUCAUCAUCUUCUACCGCAUCACCAACCCCUCCUCGCCGCCGCCACAACCCCCCUCUCUCCCCCACGGCCCCGGCUCCCCCAAGUCGACAGCCUCACAGCUGCCCCUCGGCAGCCCCGCCCUGGCGUCCUCGCCGGCGCCACCAGCGUCAGCAGCGGGGGGGCGGUGGGGCAGGGGGGGCGGGGCGAUGCGGGUGCUGGUGGUGGAGAUGGAGCCGUCGCCCACCACGAUGGGGGCGGUGAUGAUGGUGAAGGACGGCAUCGCGGCGGCGCUCACCGUGUUCCAGCGCAUCAACGUGGCGCUGCUCAAAGUGCGCAGCAUCUUCCAGUCCGCCGAGCCACAGGUGCGUGCACUGGGGCACAUGGGUGCAGGGGAGCAGCUGGUGCGUCACCCCUCCCCCUGUGCGUCACCCCUCCCCCUGCGCGUCACCCCUCCCCCUCUGCAUCACCCCGCCCCCCCACAGCUCACUGACAAGGUGCUGCUGCUGCUGUUGGCGGGGGCGGCAGCAGCUGUGGUGGUGCCGCUGCUGGUGCCGGCGCGGGUGAUCGGCACGGUGGCAGUGCUGCACAUCUUCUCCGCCUACUUCAACUUCCAAAAGCAGAAGGGCGGCCCGCAGACCUCCUCCAUGGGGCACAAGCUGCGCCGCUGGUGGCAGCUCGUGCCCGUCCCCCCCGUCAGGGUCGUUGUCGCCGGCUCUGCUGCCGCCGCUGCGGCGUCCACAACUGCCUUGGGUGGCGACAAGCUGAAGUGA